Molecule: messenger RNA, 816 nt
Organism: Phanerochaete carnosa HHB-10118-sp
Lineage: Eukaryota; Fungi; Basidiomycota; Agaricomycetes; Polyporales; Phanerochaetaceae
Product: carbohydrate-binding module family 1 protein
Exons: 6
Coding region: 1-816 (271 amino acids)
Biological process (GO): carbohydrate metabolic process
Cellular component (GO): extracellular region
Molecular function (GO): cellulose binding
Source: RefSeq, a predicted model, not a curated record
AUGGCGGUCUUCAAGAGCCUGCUUGCUGCUCUGACCGGUGCCGUGUUCGUACUGGCUCAGUCUGCCACCCAAUACGUCGAUUCUUUCAGUGGUAUUACCUUCCUAGGUUACACGGACCCGGAGCUGGAUGUGACUGUUGGCUUCGUCCUUCCCCCCCUCUCAACUCCCCCAUCCAAUGAAUAUAUUGUCCAACUUGUGGCGCCUGUCACCAAUGGCUACACAGGCCUCAGUGUAGGCGGCACCAUGGCAGACAGUCUUCUGUUCACCCUCUGGCCAUACGACAACGAAAUUAUCCUUGGCCCUCGUUGGACUUCCGGCUACGUUCUACCGCUUGCAUACGCUGGCCCGCAGAUCACGCUUUUGCCUAGCUCGGCCGUCAAUAGCACCCACAUCAGGGCCACGUUUAGGUGCCAGAACUGCACUACCUGGGAAGACGGAUCUCUCGGCAACGGUGACCUCACCUCCGAUUCGGUGGUCGCUUACGUUGUCGCCACAACCACCCAGCCAUCGGAUCCCGCUGACGUCGACUCGGUCAUUCAGGAGCACGACGACUUCGACUUCUUUGGAUUGGAUCUGUCAUCGGCACACUCUGACUCUUACAGCUCCUAUAUCAGUGGUAGUGCCACCACUUCUGCUGUGCCAACCACUACCGGCCUCCCGAGCACUACCAGCAGUAUCCCGUCCACCACCUCAUCGGCACCCACUGCAGUCCAGACCGAGUGCGGAGGUACCGGUUACACUGGCCCGACUGUCUGUGCUUCGGGCCUCACCUGUGUGGCUGUUUCCGCGCCUUACUACUCCCAGUGCCAAUCGUAG